Molecule: messenger RNA, 420 nt
Organism: Notothenia coriiceps (black rockcod)
Lineage: Eukaryota; Metazoa; Chordata; Actinopteri; Perciformes; Nototheniidae
Product: 26S protease regulatory subunit 7
Exons: 4
Coding region: 99-392 (97 amino acids)
Source: RefSeq, a predicted model, not a curated record
GAACCGGAAGUCAGAAACCUGCUGUGUAAUCGUACCGUUUUUUAGCUGUUGAAGAAGCAGCUUCUUUUUCUAGGAGACACUUAAAUCUCACAUUUAACAUGCCGGACUACUUGGGAGACUCUCAAAGAAAGACCAAGGAACCGGAGAAAGAUGACGCACCUAUCAGAUCUUUGGAUGAAGGAGACAUUGCUCUGCUGAAAACAUAUGGACAAAGCACCUACUCCAGACAGAUCAAACAAGUUGAAGAUGACAUCCAGCAGCUGCUCAAGAAGAUCAACGAGCUCACAGGCAUCAAGGAGUCGGACACAGGCCUGGCUCCUCCUGCACUCUGGGAUCUGGCUGCAGACAAACAGACUCUGCAGAGCGAACAGCCGCUGCAGGUUGCGAGGUGAGUACAGCUGACUGAUCUCUCCAUCAAUG